AUGGCUCCCCACCGUCGAAGCCGCAUUGCCAGCCGGAGAAGGAGGGAGGAUGAUGGCGACGAAGAGGGCUCCAUCGACGGGGACUUGGAGGAUGAUUCUCUGAGUGAGGGAACCAUUUCAGCUCACGAGGAUGACGCCGAUGAGGAAGGGAGUGAUAUGAGUGAAGACGACACAACCGGGCCGGUGGAAAGGUUGUCAACGAAUGGACAGGUACUGACUACGAAUGGCGACGAUCGUGGUGAGCGUGGACAGGGUGAACAGCGUGGUGAACGUGGUCAGCGUCAACGCAGGGACGAAUCGAUUUCUCCAGCCAAGCCGGUCUUUGGCGCUACGGUUUCUGAUACUGAGGCUAUGAUGGAUGGGUUGAAGUUGUCCGAAGGAGCCGAAGGCGUCCAAGAAAUCCAUUUUGAUGACAUGAAGAUCGAGUUGGUCGCCACCCCAAAAUCCGCCAACAACAGGGGAUACAGGAGGGAAACAUUUGCGGAACGGAAGCGGCGCGAGCACGAUGAAUACAUUAAGGAGCGUGAUUCGAAUCCUGCCUUUGUGCCUACUCGUGGUAGAUUCUUCCUCCACGACAAGCGGAACACACGCCCAAUCCCCCCUCCUGUGCCUAACCAUACCGCGUUCCACACUCCGCCUAGGCCCGUCCCCACAGCUCCUCGAUCAUCUCCGCCAAACCGCUCCUUUUCCAGCAGCGUACUCGUGGGAAAUGUUCCCGUCAUCGUUUUUCUUCCUGGAAUGAAAGAUCCCAUCCCCUACUCCGCUGUUCCGAAGAAACAACACACUCGCCUCCCACAGCAUCGACCUCCACUCCGUCGCGAUAAGCCUGUUAGGAUAUCCGUCCCAGGGCAACCACCCCGAUACAUUUUCCCGUCCACGGAGCGGUCAUUUAUCUUUAUUCCGAGAGCACUGAGGCCAAAUCAGCAAUUCCGUCAACGAGGGCGGGGAGGUUUCUACGGUGGUGGUGGUAGGAGAACGAGUGUUUACGGAGGAAGCGUCUAUACGCCUAGCGUGGCUAUGAGCCGCAGAUCGUCAUUCGGAAGAGGAACCGACGCCAUCACUUCCCCUGUCGGUUCGGCGAUAUCUCGUGUUGGCGGAAUGCCUGGUGAAGGUAGGAAGCCGGUAGUGCGACUACCCCCUUCAAUCAGACCUCCACUUGGAUCAGGAUUUGCUCCGCAACCCCCCGCAAUGGUCCCACAGAUGACAGCACCUCCCCUCCCUUCACAAUACCCAAUGCCUCCACCUCCGGAGUUCCGUGAAAACCGUCUACCACAGAACAUCCCCAUGCAUCAGCCUCGACCACAGAAAACAGUCUCAGUAGCCGACAUUGAAUCCCCCGUCAGUUUCCAAUAUAACCCGCCCCAGCAACAGCAGGAACAGCCAUUCCGUCAACAAGUUCCCCACCCCGUCAAUGGUGGGUUCAUACCUGAUAACAACGCGUAUGCCCCCCACGGGCGCCGUGCUUCCCACGCCUCCCAGCCCUCCGCAACGCCCUUAUCUCAAAUCCCCGAGCGUGCCAUCCACGCCCAACCAUUCCAACCAUAUCCCUACCAACCGCAAACAUACUACACGGAAGCAGGCUAUCAACCCGCGCCUAUAUUCUACACCACCUCAAACCCGGAAUAUCCAACAUAUGCCACAACCGUGCGGCCAGGACCCCCACCAGCAACAUAUGCCGCCCAGCCACAGCAGAUGCCCUUUUCCGUGGGCCCUCCCCUCCCUCAUCAUCCGCCGCCGACCCACCAACAACCCGCCCCAGAUCAAGAACAAGCGCCAUCCGGUACUUUUGCACAUGAGCAAAACGGUACGGUGUAUUACUACGACACAUCGCAGUUUGCAAACUCCGCAUACCCGCCACAGCAGAAUCAAGUAUACUCUGCACCGCCGCCCCAACAGGGGGUCCCGCCCGGGGGUGUAGUGGGCAUGGGAGGGAUGAUGACGCCGCCUGGGACGACAUAUUAUUAUCCUCAGCCGCAGAAUGGGACAGUUUAUUAUACGUAA
Paracoccidioides lutzii Pb01 is the source of this 2001-nucleotide messenger RNA. RefSeq lists its product as hypothetical. Gene Ontology annotation, cellular component: exon-exon junction complex. Gene Ontology annotation, molecular function: mRNA binding. The record is from RefSeq and is a predicted model, not a curated record. Bases 1 to 2001 code for a protein of 666 amino acids. Gene Ontology annotation, biological process: mRNA processing. The transcript is spliced from 2 exons.